Molecule: messenger RNA, 842 nt
Organism: Gossypium arboreum
Lineage: Eukaryota; Viridiplantae; Streptophyta; Magnoliopsida; Malvales; Malvaceae
Product: 40S ribosomal protein S19-3
Exons: 4
Coding region: 111-542 (143 amino acids)
Biological process (GO): ribosomal small subunit assembly; translation
Cellular component (GO): ribosome; cytosolic small ribosomal subunit
Molecular function (GO): structural constituent of ribosome; RNA binding
Source: RefSeq, a predicted model, not a curated record
AUAAACCCUAGUUCCUUUGAAAUCUUAUAUAUAUAUUAUCUCCGUCUGGUGCCGCUGCAAGCCUAUUUCGCAAACAGCAAACGGAGCAGACAGUCAGAUAAGCAGAGAAAAUGGAGGCAGCCAGAACUGUUAAGGACGUUUCCCCUCAUGACUUCGUCAAGGCUUACGCCGCCCAUCUCAAGCGUUCCGGCAAGAUCGAGCUUCCUUCAUGGACUGAUAUUGUGAAGACUGGUAAACUCAAGGAACUUCCUCCCUACGAUCCAGAUUGGUACUAUAUCAGAGCUGCUUCCAUGGCAAGGAAGAUAUACUUGAGGGGAGGUCUAGGUGUUGGUGCCUUUAGGAGGAUUUAUGGAGGGGCUAAGAGAAAUGGAAGUCGCCCACGCCAUUUCUGCAAGAGUAGUGGAUCUGUUGCCCGUCACAUUCUUCAGCAAUUGCAGAAUGUGAACAUCAUUGAUAUUGAUCCUAAAGGUGGAAGGAGAAUCACAUCAAACGGUCAGCGUGAUCUGGACCAAGUAGCUGGAAGGAUUGCGGUUGCCAUCUGAGAAAUUUUAAGAGAGCUGUUGUCGAAGGCUGUGUUAAUCAAUUUUCGUGUUGGUAUAUCCGCUACGUGGGAAUUUUUUUUUUUUAAAUUUUAAUUUUAGAAUCCAAUGUGGUUGGUGUUUAACUAUGACCAUGAAUUUUGAAUUCUAAUGGAAGAUUGUAUGGUGAAGUUGCCCUUCUGCAUGUUUACAGUUUUCAUUCUCACUGGAUUGUCCAGCACUGAACACUUAGUUCUGAUUCAGUUUUGUGUUUUAAAGUAAUCUAGGUCGUUUAAUUAGUAAGAAUUUAGCUUUUUCGACAAA